This is a messenger RNA of Suillus bovinus, 720 nucleotides long. RefSeq lists its product as uncharacterized. Gene Ontology annotation, molecular function: protein binding. The coding region runs from base 1 to 720 and encodes 239 amino acids. NCBI's taxonomy places the organism in Eukaryota, Fungi, Basidiomycota, Agaricomycetes, Boletales, Suillaceae. The record is from RefSeq and is a predicted model, not a curated record. The transcript is spliced from 3 exons.
AUGGAGAUCUCUCUCGCACUGAGCAUUCCAGCUUCCCUCCAGGUAAUCCCAACCAAGUACAAUAUCAUCAUUCGUCUUUGGACACAUGCAUUCCGCAAACUCCUCAACCUCUUCAUGCUAUUCACUAACAUCCAACUUGACAACUUUUCGCCAACCCUCGCUCGCUUCAUCGAGCGCAUCGAAAUUGAGGGAGCCGAGGAACGCGAGUGGAUUAUGAUGGCAGGCACAGGCGGUCCAGCUGUAAAAGCUGCCAAGAAGCGUCAAGUUGCGCCCGCAUUCCGCGACGAAGACAGCGAAGAGAAACAGAUGGACGUGGAUGACGAAGGCACCUCACAAGCAUCUCCAGCUCUAUCAGACGCAAACACGCCUGCAGAGUUUCCGGUGUCAUUCGAACUGGCAUUGGAACUUGCAUUUUCGAUGCUCUCAUUCGUUCUCCGCAAUCCAACAUGGAAGGCCUCACCUUUUCCUCAGACGCUUUCCGCAAUGGAGCGUUCGAUACCUUGGCAUGAUCUUGCGCAGUUUUUUGCCAACCCUCCCCCCCACGAUAUCUUUACCACACAGGGAUUGGUCAUCCAAACUGCUGGCCGUGAGUGGUGGUCGAUGCUGACGAGUGGUUGUGCCCUACCUCUCUCCGAAGACUGGUGCCUUAGUGGGAUGGAGUGGAUCGGUCGAAAGUCUUCAAGCGUGGAUACUGGAAGAGCGGAGAGGAGAGACGAUUGA